AUUUAGCUGAGUAUUUUAAAAAAAAGGUUGCUUGUUGGCUCUUUUUUUUUGUUGUUACCUUUUCUUUUUUCAACGAAGCAAAAAGGAAAGGAAAAAAAUUAUCAUGGAGGGAGGUUUCAAUUAUUUUGAGUGCCCCUAUUGCAUUAGUUUUUAUUUUGACGAGGAGUUUGUGUAUGCCAGCUCCUUUAAUAGUGGGAGCGACAUUAGACAUAAAUUGGACCUAUUCAAAGAUGAAAUUUGCAAGGCAUCUCUUAUAUACGAUGCCACCACAGGCCAAAUUUUAGGCGAAGAAAAUAUUGCAUACACUCAAAGACCUUCAGAAGAUAAUGACACAAUCGUUUAUGUCGAAAACGUUUUUAUGGAAUUAAAUGGCAUAUAUCUAAAGAGGAAGUCACUUUCUUACAAAAGCAGCUUUUAUGAUGAUAACGUUUUACACACAGCGGUGCUGUUUUUGCGAAGAGUCGGUAAUCGCUUUCGUACAAGAAUCGGAAUCUUGGGUCAAUGCAUUUCCAGUUAUCACUACUCAUUAAAUAUGCCUCCGCACUGGGAUCCUACAAUCAAGGACGAACUAAUAUGGAAUCUUUUUGUUGAGGCUGAGCUAGUGAGAAAAGAUGAUCAUCGCGGUAAAAUAAUAUUCCACGAUCAAAUAGAUACAAAGUUAAAAGUGGCUACAAUGCACUAUAAAGGCCUAAGAAAUGGCUCGUAUGUCAUUUAUAUUAAAAGAUGAAGUUGCUAUAAGGCCAAUGGAAUCCUUUUAUUUUACUAUUCCCCUCGUAUACAACACAAGUAAAGGCAUAAAGACUUGUCUAGAUAGUCGGGGGUAUUAAAGCAGAUUCAAACUUGGUUGAACAAUUGAAUCAGC
Molecule: messenger RNA, 862 nt
Organism: Mucor mucedo
Lineage: Eukaryota; Fungi; Mucoromycota; Mucoromycetes; Mucorales; Mucoraceae
Exons: 4
Coding region: 104-727 (207 amino acids)
Source: RefSeq, a predicted model, not a curated record